GUCACUACCUCCCCACCGAGCCAGCUCCGCCGGGCAGGGCCGGGAGGGAGUGGGACAGAAUCUGGGAGUGCAGCGGGGAGGAGUCCUGGCUGGGCUGAGCGCGGGGAGCUGCUUGGCAGUGCCAGAGCCCAGGCCCCAGAGCCCCACAGGAGAGGAAGUGGACCGAGAAGGCAGGCCCUGUGAGGCGUGAGGCAGUGAGAUGGCAGACUCAUACACGGAGCUGGAGAAGGCGGUGGUCAUCCUGGUGGAAAACUUCUACAAAUACGUCUCCAAGCACAGCCUGGUCAAGAACAAGAUCAGCAAGAGCAGCUUCCGGAAGAUGCUUCAGAAAGAGCUCAACCAUAUGCUGACGGACACGGGGAACCGAAAGGCUGCUGACAAGCUCAUCCAGAACCUGGAUGCCAACCACGACGGACGCAUCAGCUUUGACGAGUACUGGACCUUGAUAGGCGGCAUCACUAGUCCUAUCGCCAACCUUAUCCGCCAGCAGGAGCAGCAGAACAGCAGCUAGAAGGCCCGUCCCGCCGUCCCUGCCCCCCAUGCCCUUCCUACACUCCCUCCUUAGGCUCCUCUGCCCACCCAGGCCCCCGUCCUCUCUUCUCCCUCUAGACCCUCUUCGGACCUUAGCCGAACAGGGUAAGGGGAAACGUCAGGGCCCCUCUGUGAGUGUCUCAGCCUGGGGGUGCCUCUCUGUGGGUCUCAGUCCCUGGAGCCAGCAGACCCUGGGGCCCCUCUGUGACAAUGCUGUAUGGGGACCCAUGAGUUUCCCUACCUGUUCAGUCCGUCUACCCUUCUGACUUCCGAUGUUCCUGCCUGAUUCCGGGCCUCUCCUGACCUCAGAGGUCAGCUUGCUGCUUCAGGUCUCUGGGUUCCUGGCAGCACCAGCAAGGACUUCUCUCUUGCUCUCCCCUCAGCCCCUCUUCUGGGUAGAGGAGACUUCCAGGGAUUGUCCUCCAGCUGCCUCUGCGUCUGGGAACAGGGUCGAGCCCCCUCCCUCCUCUUCAGCCACUGAAAUGGGAAAAAGGCUGGAUCUAGAGUUUUCCUCCCCCUCACCCAGUCCCUUUGUCAUGUUUAUUAAAGCCUUUCUACUCCUUGGAA
Messenger RNA from Cervus elaphus (red deer), 1098 nucleotides. RefSeq names its product S100 calcium binding protein A16 (gene S100A16). Gene Ontology annotation, cellular component: nucleus; perinuclear region of cytoplasm. The transcript has 3 exons. The record is from RefSeq and is a predicted model, not a curated record. Gene Ontology annotation, molecular function: calcium ion binding. NCBI's taxonomy places the organism in Eukaryota, Metazoa, Chordata, Mammalia, Artiodactyla, Cervidae. Bases 200 to 511 code for a protein of 103 amino acids.